Molecule: messenger RNA, 1786 nt
Organism: Chironomus riparius
Lineage: Eukaryota; Metazoa; Arthropoda; Insecta; Diptera; Chironomidae
Source: the annotation of a GenBank genome assembly
GCAAAAUAGUAAAAUGUUAAAACAAUUCGUAAUUGCCAAAGCGAAACGAUCUAUCAAAGAUGCAUUAUUAUUUGCAUAUCCGAAAGUUAAACUUAAGAUAAAUCAAGGAACAAUCAAAGGAUGCAGAGAAAAGCUUCCAAAUGGAAAGAAUUUCUAUAGAUUUUCUGGUAUUCCCUAUGCACAGAGUCCAAAAGGUCAACUUCGUUUCAAAUCGCCUCAAAAGUUGAUAAAAUUUGACUCAAGUGUGCUGGAUUGUACAAGAGAAGGUGAUCCCUGCUUUCACAAAUCCACUGUGACUAAAAAACUUGUAGGAUCUGAGGAUUGUCUUCAUGUUAAUGUGUAUGCACCAGCUGAUGCGCCACGUAAACUUCCAGUAAUGGUUUACAUUCAUGGCGGAGGCUUAGCAUUUGAUUCGAACAGUGCUGAUUUCUACUCACCAGAGUAUCUUUUAAUGGAGGACGUUGUAGUAGUAACAGUUAACUACCGAUUACAUGCACUAGGAUUUUUAUCACUUCCAAGUAUGGGAAUAUCAGGAAAUGCAGGAUUAAAGGAUCAACAAAUGGCUCUUGAAUGGGUUUAUGAGAACAUAUCCCAUUUUAAUGGUGAUCCUGACAACAUUUGUUUGUUCGGUGAGAGCGCAGGAGGCUCAAGUGUCUAUCUACAUACACUCAAUUCAAAGUCACGAAAGUUUAUUAAAAGUGCAAUUUGUCAAAGUGGAACAAUAAUCGAUCCAUGGCUAUUUAAUAAGAAUGGAGUUGAUUCAACACGAACAUUAGGAAAAUUAGUAGGUGCCAAAAGUGAAAGUGAUAAAGAUAUUUACGAGGCAUUAAUGAGUGCAAAGCCUAAUGCAUUCUGGAGUAAUAUGCUAAAAAUUAAAAAUCCAGAUGAUGUCAGACGAGGACUUCCAUUUGUAUUUAAAGCUAUUGUAGAAGAAGAAAAUGAGGAUGCAUUUAUAACAAAGCCACCACUGGAACUGAUUAAAAGUCAAGCUGGUCAAGUUAAGAUUCCUAUGAUGUAUGGAUUUACUAGCGGUGAUGGAAUGACGAUGACAAAUUUCUUUAAAAGAAACCUUAAAGCGUUUGAUGAUGAUAAAGUUAAAAUGAUUCCAUUUACUGUAAAUAUCGAUCCAAUGAGUGAUGAAGCAAAAGCCCUUGGAGAUCAAAUCAGCCACUUUUAUUUUGGAAGUGAAGGAAUCAGCAAAGAAAAAAUGCAGGAAUUCAUUACAUUAAAAUCUGAUAAUUAUUUCGUCAUCCCACAAACUAUACAUGCAAAGCUUAACAAACUUCAUCAUCCUGAAAUUACGCAGUACCUGUACGAAUUUGAUUUUGAUGGAAAAUUGAACUUCUUAAAGAAAGUUUUGCAGAUGGAACAAUAUAAAGGUGCAUGUCAUUUUGACGAUUUGGCAUACUUAUUCAAACACCAAAUUAUUGAUGUACCUGUGAGCGAAAAUUCACGUGAAUAUAAAAUGAGGGAACGAAUGUGUAAGCUCUGGACCAAUUUUGCGAAAUAUGGAAAUCCAACUCCAAAAGAUAAUAAUCCUUUGGAGAUUUUGUGGGAUCCAGUUAAUCCGAAUAAUGAUGACUUGAACUAUAUGAUUUUAUCAGAAAAUCCUAAUAUGGUUAAAAACAUUCAUCAAGAUAGAAUUCAAUUCUGGACUAAUAUAUAUGAAAAAUAUAAUGGAUCACUCCUUAACCCUCAUUUUUAAGGGAUAUUAAUGAAUUAUUGACAAUCAGAUAGACUAAUUAAUUUGGUAUUAUUGAUAUUGAUAUUGUAGCUUAAUUGGAGA